Messenger RNA from Acanthopagrus latus (yellowfin seabream), 1738 nucleotides. It is a transcript of the gene timd4, whose product is annotated as T cell immunoglobulin and mucin domain containing 4. The transcript is spliced from 8 exons. Bases 18 to 824 code for a protein of 268 amino acids. Lineage: Eukaryota; Metazoa; Chordata; Actinopteri; Spariformes; Sparidae. The record is from RefSeq and is a predicted model, not a curated record.
ACACUCACAGUCACAGGAUGGCCGCCGUCUCGCCUCGCCGCCGUCGAACGCCUCAGACCUUCAUCAUCGUCCUCUUCGUCCUGUCAGGUGGACACUUUUCGUCUGUUUCCUGUUUUAAAGUGCUGGAGGGGGGCGUGGCCUCUCUGUCCUGUCAGUACUCCGUGAAGCGUUUCGGGCUGAGCCGGGUCUGCUGGGGCCGCGGCUGCGGAACCUUCUGGUGCAACAACAUCCUGGUGCAGACGGAUGAGAACGGCGUCAUCUCCAAGGUGGAGGACCGGUACCGGCUGACCGGGGACGUCCUGGACGGACAGAUGGACCUGGACAUCCUGAAUGUGCGGCGGACGGACAGCGGGCCGUACUGCUGCAGGGUGGACAUCGACGGCAUCUUCAAUGACAAGAAAGUGAUCAUGAACCUGAGGGUGGUCAAAGCUCCGGUCACCAGCUCUCCUCCAACAACAACAACAACCACGGCAGCUACAACCAAUCAAGUGACGGAGCCGUCGACCUCCACAGUAAACUGGAAAUCCCUGCUGUCGUCUCAGCUGGAUCUUCUGAGGAGGAACUCCACCCUGCAGCGCUCUGACACCAUCACUGUGGAGGACUCUCUCCCCUCUCUCUCCCUUCAGAUCAACGUUCCCGUCCUCUCGCUCUCCCUCAGCGUGUUGUUGAUGUUGGCAGCAGUUUUUCUCUUUCUGGCGUUUAAACGUGGAAUAUACAGAAGAGCCUUAAAGACCGGCUGUUUCUCCUCUGAAGAGCAUCCUCACAUCAUCUACGAGAUCCGGAUGAGAAGACCGGUCCAGGAGAACAUCUACACUCUGGACUAGAGAGCCUCGUUCACACCUGGACCACACAAAACAUAGGAGGAGCUCACGUUAAACUUCACAACAUUUCAUAUUCUAUCAUGCACACACACUUUCAUCAUACAGCUACAUGAGUCUGACUGAGCAGGUGCUGCUUUGUCUACAUUUUAUUCAGUAUGCGAAAUAUGAAUAUGACAGUCAGGGGGUCCUGAAUAAAUCAGCUGUUCUCAGAGGAGAACCAGGACCCAGAACACUGUUUGAGGCUAGAAAGGUUGGCAGGGUCCGCCAACAUAUACACAAAGUAAGACAGUGCAAGCUGUGUUGUCCUUUAAUCUCUGUUUGUUUGUUCAGUCAUUUCAUUUGUUGAGGCAGAAAAAAAAAUCAGCCAGUGACGAUCUUCCUCUGCUCAUUAACAUUUCUGCCCCAAAACUACAGACUGCUCCUUUAAACUACAGACUGCUCCUUUAACGCAGGACUUCUUGUUUUCUUAAAAAAUGGUUAAAAUCAUCUCGGUCCAGUUCAGUGCUCGUUCGAUGACAGUCUCCAUGGAAACAUCUAACAGCAGGACUAAAAUUAAUUUUCGGGACCCCCUGUAGCUCUCCUGCGUUUCCAACACCGACUUAAUUUGAGCUGCCGCUGUGUGUGUGUGUGUGUGUGUGUGUGUGUGUGUGUGUGUGUGUGCAGCGAGGCUCUCUGAGCAGGACUCUGCUGCUGUUUUCUUUGUUUCCAGUGGUUGUAACGUUUUUUUUUUAAACAAUCUGAAUAAAAACCAAACAAAAUCCAGCAGACUGUGUCUGAAACUCGUUCUUCAUAACACAUGAAGCCACAUAACUGACAGCAGACGACAGAUACUGAGGCAGUCACAGGUCAGUCGCUCCAGCAUUAUGUGAACACGUAUUUGAUGAAAAUAGUCUGUAACAUCAUCAGACUGAUGUUCA